Molecule: messenger RNA, 2295 nt
Organism: Penicillium robsamsonii
Lineage: Eukaryota; Fungi; Ascomycota; Eurotiomycetes; Eurotiales; Aspergillaceae
Exons: 2
Coding region: 1-2295 (764 amino acids)
Biological process (GO): regulation of DNA-templated transcription
Molecular function (GO): zinc ion binding; DNA-binding transcription factor activity, RNA polymerase II-specific
Source: RefSeq, a predicted model, not a curated record
AUGGAUAUGGACUACGAUAUUAUUGCCGAAUCAGAGGCGAAGCGGAGGAAGAUCCGCAAAGGGACUAAAAGUUGCUGGGAAUGCAAAAAGCGCAAGAUGAAAUGCGUGUAUGCGGACCCUCCCUCUCCAGCCGAUGCCAAUGCCGUUUGUAUUGGCUGCCAGCGGCGAGGGUCCAAAUGCGUGAGCCAGGAAUUUGAGUUUAUUGGCGGAAGAGAGAAUGCAGGACAUCUCGAGAGGAAGGGACGACACCGCACGAGCGGUAACGAUGAAGAUCGUGUUGCGAGGGUUGAGGCCUUGGUUGAACAACUGAUCAAGAAAGUGGACCGUCAUGGGGGAGUAGGAGUACCCGGAACUAGCGAAAUUCCGACUCCUAGUUAUGGAAUCCUUACUCCGGAUGCUGCAUCAAUAGACCAAGAAUCUUCACGUUUCUUGUCUGUAUGCAAACCUUCCGAUGAUCAUGGCCCGGCUGAAGCUGAGGGGAGAUAUGAAAAUCUAUCUCAAAGAUUGCACGAGUCCUUACCCUCACGACAAGUUAUCGAGAUGAUAUACAAUGCCCGCGGUAGAAAAGCCAUACUUUUUUAUGAGAUGCUAAACGCUCCAUAUGCUGUCCUCGAGCAGAACGGCCUCAAAUCGCCAGACAGUUUACUCGAAAUACCUAGUCCGAGUUCGCAUCCAGUGCUGAUCGCAAGACAUAUGCUUUAUAUUGCUACUUUCCUCCAGCAUCUUCACCCUAAGUCCCUUGGGGCGAUAAACGGUUUGCUGGAACCACUCCCCGCCCUGAUGGAACGAUUAGCAGGAACUGCUAUUAAUUUGGUCACGACAAACGACGAAUUCUUUGGCAGCAUUGAAGGACUGGAGUGUGUUAUGAUGGAAAGCAUGUACUACCAUAAUGGUGGAAAUCUACGACGAAGCUGGAUAGCGAACCGGAGGGCUAUGGCUAUUGCGCAAAUGAUGAAUCUCCACCAAAAUCAAAGCCGAGCAAAGUACAAGGUUCUUGACCACAAAACGAAAGCUUAUCCACAGUUCAUGUGGUUUCGAAUUGUCUCCCUCGACCGUAACUUGUGUCUCAUGCUGGGUCUUACGCAAGGCUCCUUUGAUCAGAGCAUGGCCACUGGCACAGCAUUCAGAGAUGACAUUCCUAUGGGCCGCCUCGAGCGGAUGCACUGUACCCUCGCGUCUCGCAUAUUGGAGCGCAACGAGUCUGACUUGUCCGACCCGUCCGCUGAUGACUUUGCCCUGACACAAAACCUCGACUUGGAGCUACAGAAAGCGGGCAGAACUAUGCCCAGCAAAUGGUGGCUUAUGCCGAACCUAGACAGUGUCACGGAUGACCCACAGGCUCUCUUUCUAGAUAUGGGACGACUGUUUAACCAGUUGUAUCAUUACAACUUGCUCAAUCAGCUCCAUCUGCCUUACAUGCUUCGUUCAUCACCUGAACAAAAGUACGAAUAUUCCAGAAUGACCUGCGUGAAUGCCUCAAGGGAGGUCCUCUUGCGAUUUAUCAUGUUUCGUGGCUACAACAGGAAUAAUUUUUGCUGUCGGACAGUCGACUUUUUUGCACUCAUGGCGGCCAUUACUCUACUUCUGGCGCAUCUCAACAGCCACCAUUUUUCACAAGUCAGCAACCUCUUAGGGCACCAAUAUCUUGGCGACCGUGCCAUGAUAGAGCAGGCACAGGUGAACAUGGAAGAAAUCAGUCGUGUGAACGGAGAUACUUUAAGUGCCCAAAGUGCGGACUUAUUACAUAAGUUGCUGGCCAUUGAUUCCGAAACAGCAGAUGGCGUCAGUACGGAGAGCGUCAGCGUUCAGACACCAGAAAGUGUAGUAUUCCAGUCAAGCGAAAACGACAAUGGCGUUGUUCGGGUGCAAAUACCUUACUUUGGCAUUGUCAGGAUUGCCCGUCAGGGCGUUAUUUCCAAGGAAAUCGGUAACGCACAACCUCUCUUAACUAAUGGCCAACCCUACACCCCGGUGAUUAGUAUGCAUCACACUGAGAGCUCGGAAGCUGCAAUGCGUGAUCUUGGCUCUGGUCGCUUCGAUGGAAAUGCAUUUCCCAGAUCAAUGACCGAAGCGGAUUACAACUCUGUCGAUAGUGUUAAUGGUCCGCCUGCGCAGCUCACAUCGCGAUAUCAAGAUGCCAUUUCCGAUACCCUCCUGCAGAACUAUCAGGAUCCUGGGCUAACUGCCGGGGUGCACGACUGGGCAUUCCAGGGUGUCGAUAUGGCUUUUUUUGACAGCAUAAUGAGAGGCCUCGAUAACGGAAAUAGUUCAGAAACCUGGGAUAGUGGCCCUUAG